ACAAAAUUUCUCGUGACCGGACACACCACACAUCACAACAUAACACAAACAUUGCUUUCUUUUCCCAUCGCCAUUUUAGGGUUUCAAAGUUUCACUUUCCCUUUCUUCCCUCUCACCUUGCAUAUCUCAUUUCCUUCAAUCCAUGCCUUUUAUUUUCGCUUUCUUUCUCCAAUUCGUCUAAUUUCACCAUCGUUCGACGCGAUUAACUAAUAAACCGGCAUCAAGUAUAUGCAUUAAAAGCUGCUCUUUCUUCAGGUAUAUUGGAAUCUCACCUGGGUUCUAAUUGAUGCAUUCACACCGUUAGCAGUUGGAUUCCAAUUCUAAGAUGAGCAAUUCUCACUCUGAAAAUCAUGAUGAAGCAACUGUGGUGGGAUUUGAAGUUCCAAAAUCACCUGAAUCCAGUUACAACAAUGUCUACCCUGGAAAUGAAGAUGAGGCAAGGGAUCCGCCUAUGGUGCCUUCACAUUUGCAACACACUUUGCUCAAUUAUCCUGCUACCAGAGACACUGCAGGAACAGUUCCAUUGCCUCAGAACGUGAUUCUAAAUCAUCUUUACAUCGAGAAUAGAGAGUCCCCAAGAUCUGUGGUGGCUUUGGGAUUCACUCAUCGUUUCCGUUCUAAAUAUGUUACAGUCGUCCUUUACAAACCAGUCCAAAGAAGGGGAAAUACAGGCAUUUAAUGUUCAUAUUCGAAACUUAAUCACCGACGACUGUUUGUAAUGAUUUAUUGUAGACUCAAUAUUCCAAUUACUGGAAAUGAUAUUUUAAUGAACUUAAGUAGAUUAUUUCUUGGUAA
Messenger RNA from Vigna angularis (adzuki bean), 795 nucleotides. RefSeq names its product SNF1-related protein kinase regulatory subunit beta-3. The record is from RefSeq and is a predicted model, not a curated record. Gene Ontology annotation, molecular function: protein binding. The transcript has 3 exons. Bases 326 to 679 code for a protein of 117 amino acids. NCBI's taxonomy places the organism in Eukaryota, Viridiplantae, Streptophyta, Magnoliopsida, Fabales, Fabaceae.